AUGCCGACGGAGCAACGCGGCUCCACACGCCCGACGCAUCGGCUUCUCCAGACGCGCGAACGCCGACGUUGGCGCCGUAUCUUUGGUCAUGGAGGCGCCGGGCAUGAGGGCCCCCCCUACCCCCCUCAGAGCGCCGGCCUCGGCGGCACGCCAACCAACUCGGCCGACACGCCCGUCUCGGCCGUCUUCAUCGCGCUCUUCACGGUCUCGGCAGUCCUCAACAUGACCAUCUUCCAGCGCAACCGGCGCAGAGGCCACAAGUUCGUCCUGUCGGCCGUCCUCUUCGGCUUCUCCAUGGCCCGCAUCGCCGCCAACGUCAUGCGCAUCGCCUGGGCCAACUUCCCGCACGACGUGCAGGUCGCCAUCGCCGCCAACAUCCUGUCCAACGCCGGCGUGCUGCUCCUCUUCAUCGUCAACCUCGUCCUGUCGCAGCGCAUCCUGCGCGCCCACCAGCCUCGCAUCGGCUGGAGCGCCGCCGCCUCCCUCGCCUUCAAGCUCCUGUACGCCGCCGUCGCCGCGCUGCUCGUCGCCGUCGUCGUCUCCACCGUCUGUGGCUUCUACGCCCUCGACCCCGGCGUCCGCUCCCGCCUGCGCGACGUCCAGCUCGUGGCCACCACGUUCCUCGCCGUCCUCGCCUUCCUGCCGAUUCCCAUCGUCGCCCUCGCCGCCCUGCUGCCGCGCCACGGCGCCCCCGUAGACCACUUCGGCAAACCGGCCGCCAUGAGGACCAACAUCCUCCUCGUGCUGUUCACCACGGCCCUGCUGGCCUUUGCCGCCGGCUUCCGCGCAGGGGUCGCCUACGUCCCGCCGCCCGCCGGCAACCCGGCCUGGUUCCACCACAAGGCCGCCUACUACUGCGUCAAUUACACCGUCGAGGCCGUCGUCGUCUUCACCUAUGCCCUGAGCAGGUUCGAUCUGCGAUUCCAUGUGCCCGACGGCGCCGGCAAGACGCGCCACUACGCCAGCGGCGCCGAGGCGGAACAAGCUGGACGUGAGGCUGCCUGCGAGGAACGCCCGCGGACAGAGACGGACGACGACUACGACGACAAGCACCAUCCGGCACGAGGGGCUCUGCCGACGGGUGUCGGGGAGCCGCCGUUGAGCGCAUGA
Metarhizium album ARSEF 1941 is the source of this 1110-nucleotide messenger RNA. RefSeq lists its product as uncharacterized. The coding region runs from base 1 to 1110 and encodes 369 amino acids. Lineage: Eukaryota; Fungi; Ascomycota; Sordariomycetes; Hypocreales; Clavicipitaceae. The transcript is spliced from 2 exons. The record is from RefSeq and is a predicted model, not a curated record.